This is a messenger RNA of Adineta steineri, 1359 nucleotides long. The record is from the annotation of a GenBank genome assembly. NCBI's taxonomy places the organism in Eukaryota, Metazoa, Rotifera, Eurotatoria, Adinetida, Adinetidae.
AUGCCAAUUGAUCGAAUCUCGCAUCUUAUUGCACCAGUACCUGCUGAAAAUCAAAAUCAAAAUCAACGUCCAUCAUUUUUUCAUACAUUUGCACGAUUUCUUUGUUCAAAUCUUGGUUUAGUCAUUGUCGUUAUUGCUUAUAGUAUUGGUGGAGCUUUUCUUUUCAUUUUACUUGAACAAUAUAUUGAAUUACAAAAUUGUCAACAAGCUAGUUUAACGGAAAAUGUUUCAGUAUCAAAUAUAUCUGAAACAAUGUUCAGUUAUGUUACUAUAACAAGUGAGGAUACUACAAUCAUUUAUGAACAAAUAGCUGAUUAUUUGGAUAAUUUUACAAAUGAUGUUUAUGAUCGUAAAAAUAAUUUUCGUUACAGCGGACAGGAUUGUGAUACAACAUCAGGAUGGAGUUUUCCAUCAGCAUUACUUUUUACAAUAACAAUCAUUACAUCAAUUGGUUAUGGACAUAUAACACCAGUAUCAUGGGAAGGACAAAUUACAUGUAUUUGCUAUGCAUUAAUUGGUAUUCCAAUAUUUCUUCUUUGUCUAGCAAAUAUAAGUUCGAUAUUGGGUGAUAUGUUUCGUUUUAUAUAUUCGACAAGUCUUCAUUUUAUGUGUUGUUGUUGUCGUAUUUAUAUGCGUAGUCGUUAUCGAAAACGUCGAUUACGUGGAGAAAAUUCAUUUAAUCAACAAAAAAUUGGUUAUGUUGGUACAGGAUCAGUUGAUCCACAUUGGCCAGAAGCAAAUCGUCAAUAUGAUGGAGAUAAAUUAAGUGAUGAUGAAUAUGAUAUUGAUGAUGAAAUUGAUCAAGAAAUGGAUGAUAUUUGGAAUCGUAUGGAAAGUCGUGUACCUAUUUUAGCAGUUCUUAUAAUUAUAAUUGGUUAUAUAUUUUUUGGAGCAUUUAUAUUCAAUAGAUUUGAAGGUUGGACAAUGGUAGAAUCAGUAUAUUUCUGUUAUAUAACAUUGUCUACAAUUGGAUUUGGUGAUUAUGUACCUGGUAUAACAUCAAGUUCAACAUCAGGUUUACGUUUUGUAGCUGCUUGCCUCUAUAUUAUUAUUGGUCUAGCUGUAUUAGCUAUGUGUAUUGAUUUAAUUAAAGAGAGUAUUGUUGAAAAACUUGAAUGGGUUGCACAUAAACUUGGUGUUAUCAAAGAAGAUGAGAAUUUAAUAGAUGAUGAAUAUACACGAUAUGCUAAUUUUCAAUAUGCACGACGACAUGAUAAGAAUGGCUCUUAUGAUGAACCACCAGCAUAUGAUGAUACAUCUGUUGGUAGACCUUGGUCAAAAGAUGUUAAAGAUAGAUAUGAUUCACCAAGAAAUUUCCAAUGCAAACAAGAUAUCAAUACAAUAAACAAUAAACAUUAA